GGGCCCUCAGCGCGGCUCUGCACCGCGCCCGGCCCGGUCCGGCCCAGCUGCCGGGGCGGGACACGGCCCUCCGCGGGCCUGCGGCCGGCCCUCUGCAGUCAUGAGGGACGUGUGGCGUGUCCGUGUAUAGAUCCACGUGUGCUUGCGUGUGCAUAUAUAUAUAUAUAUGUGUGUGUCUGUGCGCCUGUAUGCACGCACGCAGAGAACUGGUGAGCAGAAGACUUGUUUUUAAUGAAAUAUACAGCAUGUGCUGAGAAACAAGUCAGGAAACCCAGCCAAAAGCUAAUGUCAUCUGAAAAAACCACAGACAGUCCAGAGGUGCCAAUGGAAAAUACCCCAUUCCCUGAAGUUCCUGAUGUGAAAGGAAAGGUGGAGUCAAAUGACAGUCCAGUAGAGAGACUGGAGGCAGGCUCAGGCAAGGAGGAAUGCCUUGAGUCCAUGUCCAAGAGGCAAAGGAAGAAGCUGUUGAAGCAGAAGCAGUGGGAAGAACAGAAAGAUCUACGGAGGCAGAAACGAAAAGAAAAACGCCAGAAGAGAAAACUAGAGCGUCAGUCAAAAUUGGAUUCCAGUAGUGAGGGGAAUGACAGAAAGUGCAUGCGCAGGGAAGUUGUUCCUAGCACACUUCGCCUCAUCGUGGACUGCAGCUUUGAUGACCUGAUGGUGUUAAAGGAUGUUAAGAAGCUUCACAAGCAGAUUCAGAGAUGUUACGCAGAAAACCGCAAGGCAUUUCAUCCUGUGCAGUUUUACUUGACCAGCCAUGGGGGACAGCUGAAGACCAACAUGAAUGAAAAUGACAAAGGAUGGGUGAAUUGGAAGGAUAUCCAAAUUAGAACAGAGCACUAUAGUGAGCUAAUAAAGAAAGAAGACCUAGUAUAUCUUACCUCAGAUUCCCCAGACGUUCUCAGAGAGCUUGAUGAGAAGAAAGCCUAUGUGAUUGGAGGACUGGUGGAUCACAAUCACCACAAGGGAAUUACUUACAGAAAAGCUGUAGAGCAGGGAAUUGGUCAUGCACAACUCCCACUUGGAAACUUUGUCAAAAUGAACAGUCGGAAAGUGUUAGCUGUCAAUCAUGUGUUUGAGAUCGUCCUUGCAUACCUGGAGAAGAGAGACUGGAAAGAGGCCUUUUUCAGUGUCCUGCCACAGAGGAAAGGGGCUGUUCCUUUGGGAGAAGCCAAUGAUUCAUCCAAACAUGCUCUGUCUGGAAAAGAAGAUGAAGACAAUGACUCAGACAGCAACUAGGCUUCAGAAUUGGAUGAUGGGAAAGACGAGAUGUGCAGUUUGUGGAAUAAAACUGGGACAUGAAGGAGUUUUACUUCAAAGACCA
This is a messenger RNA of Haemorhous mexicanus (house finch), 1324 nucleotides long. It is a transcript of the gene TRMT10A, whose product is annotated as tRNA methyltransferase 10A. NCBI's taxonomy places the organism in Eukaryota, Metazoa, Chordata, Aves, Passeriformes, Fringillidae. Gene Ontology annotation, cellular component: nucleoplasm; cytosol; nucleus. Gene Ontology annotation, molecular function: tRNA binding. Gene Ontology annotation, biological process: tRNA N1-guanine methylation. Bases 232 to 1239 code for a protein of 335 amino acids. The transcript has 8 exons. The record is from RefSeq and is a predicted model, not a curated record.